Messenger RNA from Cuscuta epithymum, 966 nucleotides. Lineage: Eukaryota; Viridiplantae; Streptophyta; Magnoliopsida; Solanales; Convolvulaceae. The record is from the annotation of a GenBank genome assembly.
UAAAAAGUCCCGUGAUUUUCUCUCUUUCGGGUUUCCACGUAAAAACUGAGUUGUUCAUACACAUAUCUACUAUAUCGUGUUGGAUUAAACUCAACACUGGCGCCGUCUGUGGGAAUCUGUCCAAAAAGAUUCGUGUGUUCUACUGUUCUUGAGUUUCUACAAAAAAAAUUCAUGCGAAGUGGACUGAUUCCAGCAAAAAAGAAAGAAAAACUACUGAUUCAACAACAAAAAUUAAGGAAGAAGCUACUGAUUCUAGCAGGAAGAGGAGAGGAGAAGCUAUGGAUUCUGAGAAGUCCAAAUCUGGAUUUUCUCAGAUCUGGGUUGGAGUUACCGGAGCCGCCGUCGUCUUCCGCGCCGCCGUGGGCCCUCCGGUGGGUUCAGCUGCACUAGGAGAAGCUCGCCGUCCUGGGACCCGCCAAUCCGGCUCUAGCAAACACCGCCUACGACAGAGUCGGUCAUGGCUAGCUCGCAGUUGGCCCCACCGGCCACCGCCAGAAUCGCCGGACCACAGCUCGUCAUCAGCGGCCAACCGCUCGUCAGAUCACCACCUGGUCAGUCUCCUUCCGAGCCUCCACCAGUCUUUUGACGCGAGCCAGAAGAUCUGCGGUUGAGAAACCCUUGAUUUCCGCCAUUAAUGGCGGCUUGGAGCUCAGAAUAGACGGGUCUGAAGCCAUGCGGUCCCCUCCAAAGACUAACGUCCGUCGCCGCCGCUGCUCCGCCUGAGCCGCCGCUUGUCCUCAGCGGCAUGCUGUAUACCGCUCCUCCACCCGGUUGAUAUCUGCUCGAGCCAUUACCAGCCACUCUGGCCCGGCUACGGCCACCAUCGCCACCGUCGCUCAGCGGCCGACGUCUGCUGCUUGCUUGGUCUCGAUGGAGACGUUUAUCUGCCACUCCAAAAGAUCCUCCUUAUUUGGAUGAGGGCCGGCCACGUCCGAAGGGCAUGGAUGGGGGUUAACAGUAAAGACG